CUCUGCACAGGUUUUGAUAAAUCUUCCCCUAUGUCGGCAUAAGACGUAACUGCCAUUCCAUGGUGUGAAGGCUGCCAACUUACACUUAGCCUGUGCCGGGGCCUAUUACAGUGACAGAACAAGUGCCCCUGCAGGCAGGGUGUAACAGGACUGUAGCGGCAGUCAUGGAACCCUUUACAAGUCCCCCAAGCACAGUGACAAACAGGACCCCAUGACCAAGGCUGAACAGCAAGUGGCAACAUUGACGCCAUCCUGAUUAUGCAGGACCAUGGCUGGCCUUUUGGGAGAUCGUACGUGUAUGGAAAGUCUGAGAAAGGACAUUACUGAUCUCCAGGGUACUCUGAUUGAUGUGUUCUCCAGAGUUGGUGCUGUACGGUUCCCAUCCUGGAAAUUCCCUGAUAAGACAUCCUGUGAUCUGGACCUGGUGCAGCUGUUGGAUAGAUAUGAUUUUGUAGAGGAUGAUACAGACUACACACAGCUUUCACACAUGGUUUUAUUGGAGCUUGUAAUUGACAGGCUGUUGCUGAUUCUUCAGAGCUUUGAAGUAUACACAGAAUUAAUAAGCAGUGAUGGAAGCUUCAUACCACCUCGGGAUCCUGGACCCUCAAUGUCAAUUGGACUGACAGUCCGGAAAUAUUGGAGCAACAUGCUAAAGUUGGGGACACUUUACCAAAAAGGAAAAUGUUCUUCACUGGAAAAUGUCAUUAUGGCAAAAGAGCCCAAGACCCCAAAAGAACGUUCCUGUCUGUCUUCAGGUAGAGCUCAGUCUGUCUUAUCAUGCACAGAAAGCCGCCAACUUACCUAUGCCCCACAGGGAUCAAACCUCUCCAUUGCAAAGGACACGUGCACCGUUGGCUCACAGACAUUGGAGUCUGCUCUCAUUCCCUGCGAUGCAUGUGCCAUUGCUCAAUGUAGUCUUAAAGAGGUUAGUGAUGCUAUUGUUAGUGUAUGCAAAAGUCAGAACUUGCCAUCCACUCUUAUAAAAAUUCAAGAAGUAUUGCCAUCAGAGGGAAUCAUGUCUCCUUCAGAAAUGAGAUAUUGGGCCAAUGAAGAAAGCAAAGAUCUGGGACGUAUCAGCAAACAUCUUACUAAGCUCACACAGCUUAUUCAGCCUCUGAGAAAUCAGUGUGAUGUUGCAAAGUUAGAGAACCAGAGGCUACAACAAAGUAUAGAAGACUACAAGAACCAGCUAAAGUUACAGAAAGAUGAGCUGCAGCGACAGGUCAUUGACCAUGAGAAGAAGUUACUAGAGAAAGGACAACAGAACCAAGAGGUGGUGGACAGGCUGGAGAGGGACAAAAAUGAGCUGAGGAAAGGGUCUACAGUCCUAGAAGAAAGAGUUUCUAUCUUAAAGGAAGAGCUAAAACUACAGCACUGUACCAUACGAGAUCUGGAACUGGCGAGACAAAAACUGUUAGGAGAGAUGCAGACCAUGGUGCACAAGGAAGAAGUGUCCAUAUUGGAGAAAAAAGUUGGUGACUUGACAGUCCACCUAGAAAAUACAUUACAGAGACUUAAAGAAUCUGAGGAGUCUGUAUCUAAAGAGAGAGCUCGUGGAGAGAGUCUUCAGAACCACAAAGAGUCCCUACAGGCAAAGCAGAAAUCGCUAUUACAGCAGUUAGACAGGAUAUCCCAAGAGUGUGAAAAUUUGCGUGGCAUGAUGGGUGAUGCAGAUGAAGAAAAAGCCAACUUAGAAGAGCAAAUAGAGCAAAUGCAAAGAGAGGAAGAAAGUCUAAGAAGCCAAAUAAAAGAACAACAGGACAUAAUAAAUACACUUCAGCAGGGGAAGGUGGCAUUGGAGAAGUCUUUUGAAGAUGUGACCAACCAGCUUACAGAACUACAAGUAAACAUCCAGGAGCACAAGAAAAGAGAAAAGUUAUUGGUGUGUUACCCAGACUUACACCCACUCCCAGAAUUUGAGAGCUCGGGGGACAUUACUGAAGAUAUGGAAAAACAGCUUCAAGCUAAUAGUAUCCGCAUAAGUGUUCUUGAGGAGGAGAAUGCAAAACUACGAGUAAGCCUGCAUAAACUAGGGGCAAAAGGCAAACAAGGGGCACUAAAGGUAAUUCCUCAAACUCGGCUCUGGACUCUUCCUACCACAGUAGAGCCGUUGUCUCCCGAACCCCAAAUACAAAGCAGCGGCAGAAGUAGCACAACAAAGCCUCCUAGUCCCAAACUAAAUACAGUGACACCCUCAAAGGACACAAUGAAGUCUGAAACUGUUGUUCAGCCAGAAAGAAAAGGAUCACACCACUCUCUAAACCUUGUAACAUUCCCACCUGACAACUCACCCAUAGCAGCUUACGCACGUGUCAAACAAGUGAAGGGGAGAAACAGUUCAGAUCGCAAGUAACCAAAACAUAACCACCCAAAAGACUCCAUGUGAUUAUAACCAAGAUGAAAUAACCAGACUCUAAUGCAGUGACGACUGUGAUCAUUAAAUAAUGAGCACCUAAACAAAUUGAACAAAUGUAUACAUUUAUUCUGAAAUGGAAAACAGUCCUAUUGUGUUAAUAGAUGUUUGAUACUUUUUAUUGCUUUGUGGUUUGGCUUCACGCUGGAAUAGUCGUUACCAUUAUAGCUUUCCUUAUGUAGGGAUACACGUAGGAAUAAAUCUAAAGAUAUAAUUCUACAGACAUUUUUCAAGUUAUUUUAAACUGCAAAUCAUAUAUGGGUAUCCAAUAUGGAUUUGUUCCCUAUUUUGUUCUAUAUUUAUAAUUUAUUUUGCAUCUGUAUUUGUUGUUAAAGGAUUGAAGGGGUUGUUCAGGGAAAACAUACAUUUUCUUUAUAGCUAGAGUUGGUAUAAAAAUAAACAUGCUAUACUUACCUACUCAGUUCCUCCGC
Molecule: messenger RNA, 2844 nt
Organism: Hyla sarda
Lineage: Eukaryota; Metazoa; Chordata; Amphibia; Anura; Hylidae
Gene: CCDC157
Product: coiled-coil domain containing 157
Exons: 12
Coding region: 269-2353 (694 amino acids)
Source: RefSeq, a predicted model, not a curated record